Xylaria bambusicola is the source of this 2523-nucleotide messenger RNA. RefSeq lists its product as uncharacterized. The coding region runs from base 1 to 2523 and encodes 840 amino acids. Lineage: Eukaryota; Fungi; Ascomycota; Sordariomycetes; Xylariales; Xylariaceae. The transcript is spliced from 3 exons. The record is from RefSeq and is a predicted model, not a curated record.
AUGGCACUAUCGUCUCGCCCAGAGCCGUCAGGACGGUCGUCGACGGUAUAUGAUCGCCUCUUUCGUUCUCGGCCGGAUGCGCGGAGGAUCAAAAAGAGACGUUCGCUGCCGGUUCCCGCGUCUGCAGCACCGGUAUCAGCACCAGAUCCAGAUCCAGCGCCAGCGCCAGCACCAGCACCAGCACCGAAUCCAGCCCAUAAGCAAGCUAGCUUUCAGGUGAUAACAGCGAUGCGACACGACGAGGUGCAACUCGCGACACACCAUACCACUCAGGUACAGGCUAUCAGCCCCAGCCCCAGCCCAUCAUACGAAGAUAACCUGUUGAAGCCUUCAUCACUGCGCGGCUCGCUUGCUAGUCACACAAGACAUCCCUUAUAUGGCCCCUCGAAUCCGAGAUAUCGCCCCGACCUCGACUCUGGGUACAGCUAUUCCAGCGCCAGAGGGAUGAAUCGCACAGCUUACGAGGGAACUGGUCCGGUACCCCAGCACACCCAGCGGCCGAAAAUGCCGUCGGGCAUGAUGGCGAACUAUGCGCAGAUUGACCCCCAAUCUACCAUAUACCAACGGCGACCUCCGAGCAGCUCGAGCAUGGCAAGCUCUAUUGGAUCCAGUACUACUUUCGACGCAAUUCUAGCAUCUCCUACUAGUAGCAGGACAAGUUUCGAAUCAUGGCAAUCAACGUCCCGAAAACAGGAGCAUGGAUGGCAGCGACCCUCGCCAAUCAAGCAAUAUAGACGGAAGAGAGCGGAAGGCGAGCUUUUUGCCGCUCUCCCAGAUGAAGUACUAAGUCUUAUAUUGCAAAGGCUGAAAGAAUCGCAUCUGAAACCCGGGAGUUCUAGCUGCGCGACUUGUAUGAUGAGGGAUCUAUGCUCUGUCGCGGUGUCGGCUAAGAGAUUGUUAAAGAUUGCGCGCUUAGCAUUGUACGAAGACAUUCAAAUCGUUGGAGCGGAUUCUCAAACACAGAAAAAACGUCUGAAGAUGACCUUUGGGUCUCGUCUGGUUCUUCUCCGACGCACGUUGAGAGCUAACCCUGGCGUCGCGGUCCUGGUACGCACUCUAAAGGCACCCGCCGUUCCUCAGGGAAUCCCGGUCGAGUCAUAUCAGAACCUCAUUGCCUCUGUCAUUAUGGCCUGCCCGAACUUCGAAAAAUUAGUUGGUCCGCAUCAAAACUAUGACUUCUCCUUCGGCCGUUUGUUCCACGCGUUAUCAACACGGGAGCAGUUGACGAGCAUUCACUGGACCUUGGAGGCAUCAAAGAAGCAGAGGAAACGUCGCAUGUCCAAUGCAGCGCCCAUGUUAAACACAGGAAAUCCGAAUUUUCAGGAAGCCCCAGGCGACUUACAGCUAGAGCAGAGUGAAGAGUUUCGUGAGCUUCAUAUGAACUGGGCGAAUCUCACAACACUCUCGAUCCACUGCCUGCCAGGGGCAACACUUACCCCAGUAUCACUGCUACCGGACAUCCUAGCCGACCUACCGUCUCUUCAACACUUACACCUAUCUCAUCUUCCUUUCACGGCGUUCAAUGAUGCAAAUUUGUUGUCACUGCCCUCCCUGCAAACACUCACCCUAUCGCAUCUCCCGGGUGUGUCCAGCAUAGGUCUUUCCCAAUUUGCAAGGCGCCCCUCAAGCCAGUCGAUCCGCAAGCUAACUCUGCAUCACCUUGACGUUGAAUCUCUCCCCACCGUCGGCCAAAUCCUUUCAAAUCUGAGAUCUUUGGAAUCCUUCGCGCUUGUGCAAGCGCAGACGCCCAUCCUCCCCGAAGGCGAGAUGAUUUGGCUUUUUCCAUAUCUCGCUUCUGAGACGAUCAAAAAGCUGCACUGGGACAUACCAAGUUUUGCGUCGACUGCUAAUUUCGCGGAUUCGAUUCUUGCGAAGAGUAUAUCUGCAAAUGGCUUUCCAGCCUUACGGACGCUGCGGACACCUGCCGAUCCUGAGGGUCUUUUCCAGGCUCUCUGCAAACCCGUUGACAAGGCUGACACGGCCAGCGACAGGUAUCGCGGGCUCAUAGCUAAAGCCGGCUCACGGCCGAAAAGCCCGCCGGAUACUCCAACAACGCCGAGGACUCCUCAGACUCCCGGUAGUAGCAAUUCAAAAUCGCCGUUUGGCCUGAACUUUCCUAUGGACGACCAGCUUUUCCCUUCCAAGGUUUCAAGCAAUCUUGCGCAGGCUCGCCUUGACGCCCAGCGUCGACUUGAGACGGCGCGUGAUGAACCCCGUUUCACUUUCAACCUGGUGGACGAGGACGGUAGAGUUCUGCAAACCACAAAGUUGGCUGGUUUCAUCGGCGAAAUCGGCUCACCCAUCAAUUAUUGUCUCACGCCCGAUCCUGGCGCGGUAGAUGAGAACGGCGGCCUCCUAGAAAUUUCCGAUUUCUUGGGUGACUGUGGAGAGAACCUGAAAGAUGGUAAUCGCGAAGGGUGCACCGGGCGCUGGAACACAUACAGCGGUGUGGUGAUUGAUAAAAAGGACCGCGAACGUUGGUGGCAUACUGAGCGCGGUCGAUGGAGAUCUAUUGAGCUGUGA